Pteronotus mesoamericanus is the source of this 811-nucleotide messenger RNA. It is a transcript of the gene CUNH12orf42, whose product is annotated as chromosome unknown C12orf42 homolog. The transcript is spliced from 2 exons. Bases 8 to 811 code for a protein of 267 amino acids. Lineage: Eukaryota; Metazoa; Chordata; Mammalia; Chiroptera; Mormoopidae. The record is from RefSeq and is a predicted model, not a curated record.
GAUUCCAAUGGCAUGUAAAAAACUGCCGUGUACUUGCCAGUACAAUAUCCCGAGGUGUCCUUCUGUAAGUAUGGCUUCUUUCAAAGAACAAAGCCAUGGAGAAGCCAGUCCCUCCCCAACACCAUCCAGUGAAGGGGACAACACCUCCUUGAUCUUCACUGUCGGACGAGAAAUUAAUAAGGAAGGCAAAGAAACACCCACGCAGACCCGGAACAGUCCAGUUUUGGAACAGCAAAUGACAAAAAAGCCUAUUGGAUCUUACUCAGUAUAUCCUGUGCACCUUGAGGCUAUAGGUACGCACAUCCACAGACAUGUAAGAACUAAGAACCAGCCCUCUCGCAAUUCCAAGAGAGAUACUGUCCCACCUGGUCCUGCAGCGGGGCCUUCCACUGUCAUCAGGCUCUGCAGGAGAAGCCAGACCCCCGUGGCCCCUUCGAGGGUCUCCCGGAGUUCCUCUGAGCCCCAGGUGGAGGAGAGGAUGGCAGUCACAGUGGGCGCUCUGGCCAACCCGGGUUCCCAAAGCGGACUCUGGGGAGCGCCUGGAAAUCCACUGGGAAGAGGCACGGUUGCCAUGGCACCGGAGAUGCUCCCCAAGCAUCCUCAUCUCUCGGGGAAAAGUGGGCCCAGCGCAGACACCUCCCUCCCUGGCGAUCUGGCAGGAGCGCCCCUUUCUCAGUUGGCCGGGGCUCCUCCCCAUCUCCCCCCAAGGAGGUUUAUCAAGGCUUGGUCUUGCCCCCUCAUCCGCCCACCGCAGAGCUUCCAGACGGCUUGUUCACAGGCCCCUCCCAGGCCGGGGGUGAAUGCUCACUGA